Molecule: messenger RNA, 1857 nt
Organism: Bathycoccus prasinos
Lineage: Eukaryota; Viridiplantae; Chlorophyta; Mamiellophyceae; Mamiellales; Bathycoccaceae
Exons: 1
Coding region: 1-1857 (618 amino acids)
Biological process (GO): N-glycan processing
Cellular component (GO): glucosidase II complex
Source: RefSeq, a predicted model, not a curated record
AUGGCCUUUUUCUUUCUGGUGUUGAUUUUCUUCAGCCUUACCACCACCUCAACCAUCGCGACGAAGACGAACGACAACCAAAAGCCGAAGGUGGUUCAAAAACACUUCUUAGGCGUCGACCCUCUUUUUCAGCACAAAUACUCCUUUGAUGACGAUGACGAUGAAAAAAAAUUCGCGUGCAACGACGGGAAAACAAUCAUCGAUUUUACAAAAGUAAACGACAACUUUUGCGACUGCCGCGAAGACGGCUCGGACGAACCGGGCACGAACGCGUGCAGUCACGCGAUACACUCGCACGGCUUUUACUGUCAAAAUCUCGGCUCGACUGCGAAACUGAUCAAAAGCUCCUUCGUGAACGACAACGUUUGCGAUUGUUGCGACGGUUCGGAUGAAAAAUUCAACACGAAAAAACACUGCGAAAAUACGUGUUCGAAAGACGGUAUGAGGACGAUGGAAUCGUUGCGAGAAGAGGUUCGAGAUUUCGAGAUUGGCAUUCGAAAGAAGCGAAACGAAUACGCGAAGAAGAUGGAAAACGCGAAAAAAGAAGCGGAGAAAGAAGUUGUUCGAUUGCAAAAAGCCGUCGAACAGUUGCGGGAAGAAAAAGAAAAGAACGAGGCGGAAGAGGAGAAGGCGAACGAAGUCUUUCGAGAAAAGGAGAAGUUGAAAGAAGAGAGAGAAGAAGAGGAGGAGAGAAAGAAGAAACAGGAGGAGGAAAAGGAAAAGGUGGAGGAAGAAGAGAAGAGACAUCAUCAUCCAGACGACGAGAGCAAAGAGGAACGAGAGAUGAGAGAGAUGGAAGAGGAGAUGCGGGAAAUCGAGCGAGAGGAAGGCGAGGUGGAUCGAGCAGCGGCGAAAGUGGCCGCGAGCGAUAACAACGACGAAAAAAAGGGAGAAGAAGAUAUAAACAGAGAGGAGACGGACGAAGAGAGAGGACGACGGAUUGCCGAGCAGUGGGUGCACGGAGACGACAACGAUCAUCGUGAAGGAGAAAAUGAAGAGGAGGAAGAUUUCAUCGAUGGCGAUUAUGGACAUCACGAUCCCUACGAAGAAGAGGAUGACUACGACGAAGAUGGUCACUAUCCCCCUCACGACGACGACGACGACGACUUUGACGACGACGACGACGACAACAACAUCGGGGAGGAAAGAGAUGUGGAAGCAUCGAAGAAGGAAAAAGUUGGAAUGUUUGGACGCGUGAAACAAAUGGUAAUGGGCAACAAGAAAGCAAAGAAGAAAGCGAGAGGCGGCGGAUCUGACAACGAGGACGACAACAAAAUGGGAGAGGAAGAACGCGCGCUCGAAGACGCUCGGAAAGUAAAAAACGAAGCGUCGAGGAAAGCAAACGAGGCGAGGGAAAAGUUCGAGGAAUCCAACGCGAAGUUAUCGGCAUUCAAUGCGAAAAUAGAACGGCUCUCGUCCGAGACUGACGACGAAACCACGAAGCUGCUCCUCGGCGCGUUGUCCGACCAGUGUUUUUCUACAAAAGCGGAUAAAUACACGUACGAAAUUUGCCUCUUUGGCCAAUCAAAGCAAGACAACCACGUGCGAUUAGGCGACAUGAAAAGCGAGAUUACCUUUGACGACUCGUCGGGUAAACGUUUCGCGAAAUUCGAAAACGGCGAAAAGUGUUGGAACGGACCGAAAAGGUCCAUGACGGUUGAAUUAGUUUGCGGAAGUACGGAAUCUUUGUUCGACGUUCAAGAACCGAGCCGGUGCGAGUAUUCGAGCAAAUUAUACACCCCAAUAGCGUGCGACGAGAAAACAUUAGAUGAGAAGAAAAUAGAGCUGGACAGUUUAGCAGAGCGAGAGAAAAAUACCAACGAAGAAGCAGAGGUGGAGUACGUCGUAAACUUUUAA